AUGCAGAGUGAUCCGACACAGGACCCGCUUGGUGGCAAGGAUACCAAGAAGGGUAACCUGACAUCGCAAAUGCAGGACACUUAUAAAGGCGGAUCUACGCAGCCUAGCGCUAUGGAUGAUGCCGCUCCCAGAGGUGGUGUCCCCGAGUCGAAAAUUGGGGAAAUGUACAAGCCACCAGAGGAUGUAUUAGUGGCAUCAGCGGUCGCCAAUGCUAACCAGCUGCCAACUGCCAAUGAGGAAGGUGCCAUUGGAUCAGUUCCAUUGGAGCAAGUACACCCUAGAGCUUUGCGUUCUGCGCCAUCAAGAGACCAAAAUAAAUUUGAUACAUCUAUUGAUGGCCCUGGUUUAAUUGACAAAUAUGGUAUUGCAGGGGGUAAGAAAUUCGACGAAGUGUUAGACGACAAUACUCCGGAUAACAUGUAUCCUUGGUCUCACAUUGGUGAAUUCCACUCAUCUGGUGUCGGUAAACCUUCCAAUGUCAGCUCAAAGGCUGUGAGGGCUUAUCUUUUAGAAGUGUUCUUCAACGAUCUCUAUUUCAACACUUCUACAAUCAUGGGUACGUGCUUUUUCUCUUGGCUUUUUGCAUACAUCGGGUUCUCAUGGUGGUCUAUGAUUUUUAUUUUCUUCGCAACAGGUACUGUUUACAACAUGGAAUACAAUAGAUUCAACAGAAACAUUAGAGAUGACUUGAAAAGAACCACCGUACAUGAAACGAUCUCUGAUCGCGUUGAAGAAACUCUAUGGUUAAAUUCUUUCUUGUCGAAAUUCUGGGUUAUCUACAUGCCUGUUUUGUCACAACAGGUGAAGGAAAACGUGAACCCAAUAUUGGCUGAAGUAGCUCCAGGUUAUGGUAUCGAUGCACUAUCUAUCGACGAAUUCACACUUGGUACGAAAGCGCCAGCCAUUAAGGGUAUUAGAUCCUACAGUAAAACAAGUAAGGACUCCUUUGAGAUUGAUAUAUCAUUCGCAUUCACACCAAACGAUGAAUCUGAUAUGACACCUGUCGAGGCUAGGGAAAAAAUCAAUCCAAGAAUUGCUCUGGGAGUCAACUUGGGUAAGAGUAUAGUCUCUAAGAAGGUCACAGUGCUUACGGAAGAUAUAAAUUGUUCCGGUAAUGUUCGCUUGAUGCUGAAAUUUGGUAACAUCUUUCCAAACAUAAAGACUGUCUCAGUGCAAUUACUUGAACCACCUAUGAUCGAUUUUGUGUUGAAACCAAUUGGUGGUGACACAUUAGGUUUAGAUAUAAUGUCAUUUUUACCAGGGUUGAAGAGUUUUGUCAAGAAUAUGAUCAACUCCAUAGCUGGACCAAUGCUGUUUGCUCCUAACCAUCUGGAUAUCGAUAUGGAAGAAAUUAUUGCUGCACAAUCGAACGAUGCUUCUGGUGUUCUUGCUGUAACUGUCAUUUCAGCAAAGGACCUACAAACCGCUGCUGAUAUUACAAGCGACGUCAAUCCAUAUGUAACAUUUGAAUUAGACAAUCCUGUUAGUGGAACCGAUGAAGAGCUUGUUACUAAUGUCAAGGCUGACACUAAGUCACCAACGUGGAAUGAAACAAAAUAUUUAUUGGUCAAUAACCUACAGCAAAAAUUACAUCUAAAAUGUUAUGAUCAUAACGGUGUAUUGAAGGAUUCUAUGAUCGGUGAAGCUGAGAUUGAGCUAGAUGACUUGAUGCAAACCAGUCUACUGGAACAUAAAACAGCUAAUCUGCAGGUCUCAAACUCCUACCGUGGUAAGAUUACAUACUCCCUUCAUUGGUUCCCAUCUGUCAACAAAGCUGAAGAAGAAGAUGAUGACGACGAUAACAAUGUUACCACUAGUGCCAAUGCUCCAAACACUAACGUGGAUGAGGAUGAGUUGGAACAAGAGGAUAAUGAUAGCUGUGUGGGAAUUGCCAAACUUGUCUUACAUUCUGCAAAGAAUCUUGAUCUUUCCUCCUCUAUAUCAGGUACGUUGAAUCCACAAGCUGAAUUGCUUAUGGAUGGCCAAUUAAUAAAGACCUUUAGAAAGGUCAAGCGUAAUAAUGAACCUAAUUGGGAAGAAUCUGUUGAAUUUUUAGUACCAUCUCAGACUGAUAGCAAACUCACUUUGAAGAUUUGGGAUGACCACAAAUCACACAGAGAGUUCUUGUGUGAAUACAGCGGAACAGCAUCUGAGAUCAUGGACUCCUUAAGUAUGGGUGCAUCUUCACUUGAGGCUUCACCACAAGGUUACAUCAAUGUAGACUUACAAUGGAAAUCAGUUCCAAUGUCAGGAUUGAUCAAAGUCACUAGCAACAGCUUAUCAGAUCCUAUUGGUGUACUGAAGAUAUUUGUUAGAAAUGCUGAAAUCAACUCUUCCCUAUCCGGUAUUGGUGACAUUGAUCCAUACUUUUCUGUUUCAUUGAACAAUGUACAAAGAUAUAGGUCGAAAUACCAGUCUGAAAACAGAUCUCCAACAUUCAAUUAUAUGGUUUACGUUCCUGUUACAUCAGAUGGUCAAACAAUCACGAUAAGUUUAUCCGACUACCAAUCUGUUGGUUCAGAUAGAUUCAUCGGUUCUGCAAGAGUUCCUGUUUCCAAGUUUGCUAAACGUGAUAAAAAGACGGGUAGGUACCAACCUUAUGAUAAACUUGACAAGUCUGUCAAGCUUGAUAUAUUGGACAAGAGAGGUGGUGAAACUGAUGAUUUUAUCAACGCCUCAUUUGCUUUUAUUCCUGCUGUUCCAGUUUAUUCUCCAGAAGAAAUCGCUAAUAUUGAACCACUUGAAUUAGAAUUGAAGGAAGAGAAAUCUAAAUUUGAGAAAGAACAAGAGGACUUGAAACAGCGCAUGGAGAAAAACCCAGAUGAUUAUGAAGUGGUAGAAGUAAAUGAUCCAUUUGAAGACAAGCAAAAGAAACUAGGUAAGAAAGAAAAGGUACCACUCCAAGAGUUAUUAGAUAACUAUGCUGGUGUUUUGACCUUCCAGAUAUCGGAAGCUAGAUUGAGUGAUGCACCUGCUUAUCUAGAAGUUGCAUUUGAUGAUAUAUCAUUCCCAUGCUUUAUUUCGAAGCGUUCAAAUAGCGGUAAUCUUGAUGCUCAAAGUGCAAAUGCAUUCAUUCGAGAUUUGGAAUACAGUAAAUUGUAUUUGAGAAUCACAACUAGGAGAAUCGUAAAAUCUAUUGACGAUAUUAUUGCGGAAGCAGCUUUUGAUACCAAAGAGUUAUUACAUAGAGGUUACGGAAAGCCAAUUGAACUUCAAGUGAAUGACUCAAAGGUAACGAUGACGUUCUUAUACAACCCUAUAACAGAAGAGUUGCCAUGCAACGAAAGAGUCCAGGAUACAGGCUACUUGAACCUAAACAUUAUAUCAGGUUCCCAUCUAAUGGCAGCUGAUAGAAACGGUAAGUCUGAUCCAUUCGUUGGUAUAUAUAUCAAUGGAAAACGUGUCUAUAAGACACACACCGAAAAGAAAACUCUUGAUCCAGUAUGGAACGAGCAUUGUAAAAUUCCAAUUCCAUCAAGGUCGAGAUCUAACGUGGUUAUGCGUGUCUGGGAUUGGGAUAGAGCCGGCUCGAAUGAUGAUUUGGGCUAUGCAGACAUCAACCUAUCUGAAAUGGAGAUCAACAGAACAUAUGACUGGGAGUUACCUCUCAAUACGCAAGGUUCUGUUAAGCUUUCUGCCACCUUCAAUCCUGGUUAUGUGAAACCUACUCUUGAUGAAAAGGAUGGUGGAGGUCUAUCUGACGCGCCAUUAAAGGCAAUUGGCGGUGUUUCAGGAAAUGUCGCCGAUGCUGCUGGAAAUGUCGCCGGUAUUGCUGGUGCUGGUCUUGGAGCUGCAGCUGGAGGUUUGAGUAAAGGAGGUAAGCUACUCAAGUCAUUAGGCCAAGGUAGAAAGUCUUUUGAUAGCCAUAGAAGUCACAAGAAAUCCGGCAUUGAUGAUAGAACCAACGAAGAAAUCGCAAAGGAAGCCAAAGAAAGAACCGAGAGAGAUAUGGAGAAUAAGGAAUCAGGCGGCCCACAUUUAGGUAUCCCUAAAAUGAAGAAGCCUAGUAUGAAUGGGUUGAGUCUUGGUGCUAGCCACAUCACAUCGCCAUUCCAUCAUGACCAUAACACUCAAGAUACUCCACCUCAACAAAUGUCAGAAACAUUUGGUGACCACAACACUUCGAGUAAUCAAUCUACUCCAGGUAUUGAAAGGAUCUCUACUGCUAGUACGUUUGCUAGAACUUUGGGUCCAGAUGCCGCCACUACUGGUACUCUAAAAAUACUUUCCGGUGACAAUUUGGGCCGCAACAUUCAAAUUAAAGUCUCACUAACACAGGCAGGCAGAAUUAAGUAUAUUUACAAGACUAAGAAAUGUAAAGCUGACAACAAUGGGGACAUUGAAUUUCACGAGGACGUUCAAUUUAAAGCUUCUCCAGAAGCUAACAUUAUCUUAGGUGCUGUCUCGGUGCAUACUUUAGGUAAGGAUAAGGAAGUCGGGUUCGGCCAAGUUAGUUUGAAGGACCCUAGUGUUCACAUGGGACAACCAAUCACAGUUAAUGUGGGUGAAGGUCAUGUAACGGUCCUAAUCGACUACUACGCGGACCAAGCACCACCAGUGCCCGAAGUACCAAUGGAAUACAGAACUGAAUAA
Molecule: messenger RNA, 4593 nt
Organism: Nakaseomyces glabratus
Lineage: Eukaryota; Fungi; Ascomycota; Saccharomycetes; Saccharomycetales; Saccharomycetaceae
Gene: TCB3
Product: Tcb3p
Molecular function (GO): lipid binding
Source: RefSeq, a predicted model, not a curated record